CCAGCGAAAAUGCCAUAUAAUAAGAGGACUGCUGGAAAAAGAGCCCCUGCAAAAAGGAAACUUGCUGAAGUGUUUGCUCUAGGGGAGGUUCUAGCAGAUACAUCAAGAAAAGAAUGGAAAUUAGGUAUCCCUAUAGGGCAAGGAGGCUUUGGACGCCUGUACCUUGCUGAUGUUAAUUCUUCAAAGUCGGUUGGCAGUGAUGCACCUUAUGUUGCAAAAGUGGAACCCAGCCAGAAUGGACCUCUUUUUACUGAGUUAAAGUUCUACAUGCGAGCUGCUAAGCCAGAUGAAAUUCAGAAGUGGACUAAGUCCCAUAAACUGAAAUAUUUAGGUGUACCAAGAUAUUGGGGUUCUGGCUUGCAUGAAAAAAAUGGAAACAGUUAUCGAUUUAUGAUAAUGGACCGAUUUGGCAGAGAUCUUCAGAAGAUGUAUGAAGAGAAUGGAAAACGAUUUUCCCAUAAAACUGUACUACAAUUAGGCCUGAGAGUACUUGAUAUUCUGGAAUACGUCCAUGAGCAUGAAUAUGUGCAUGGAGACAUCAAGGCCUCAAACCUUCUUCUGAGUUACAAGAACCCUAAUCAGGUGUACUUGGUGGAUUACGGACUUGCCUACCGAUACUGUCCUGAAGGAGUUCACAAAGUAUAUAAAGAAGACCCCAAAAGGUGUCAUGAUGGAACUAUUGAAUAUACCAGUAUUGAUGCACACAAGGGUGUGGCACCAUCGAGACGUGGUGAUCUGGAGGUCUUGGGUUACUGUAUGAUUCAUUGGCUUAGUGGCCAUCUACCAUGGGAGGAUAAUUUGAAAGAUCCAAACUUUGUCAGAGACUCAAAAAUCAGGUGAGAAACUACUU
Molecule: messenger RNA, 850 nt
Organism: Cariama cristata (Red-legged seriema)
Lineage: Eukaryota; Metazoa; Chordata; Aves; Cariamiformes; Cariamidae
Gene: VRK1
Product: vaccinia related kinase 1
Exons: 8
Coding region: 10-840 (276 amino acids)
Biological process (GO): peptidyl-serine phosphorylation; signal transduction
Cellular component (GO): nucleus; cytoplasm
Molecular function (GO): ATP binding; protein serine/threonine kinase activity
Source: RefSeq, a predicted model, not a curated record